Messenger RNA from Syngnathoides biaculeatus (alligator pipefish), 2520 nucleotides. RefSeq names its product DEAD (Asp-Glu-Ala-Asp) box polypeptide 10 (gene ddx10). Lineage: Eukaryota; Metazoa; Chordata; Actinopteri; Syngnathiformes; Syngnathidae. Gene Ontology annotation, cellular component: nucleus. The transcript is spliced from 2 exons. The coding region runs from base 9 to 2387 and encodes 792 amino acids. Gene Ontology annotation, biological process: rRNA processing. Gene Ontology annotation, molecular function: RNA helicase activity; nucleic acid binding; ATP binding. The record is from RefSeq and is a predicted model, not a curated record.
CCGUCGGCAUGGCAGACAAGUCGGAUCCCAUCAAGGACUUCGAAAAAUGGAAAAAGAAAUACAACCUGAAGAAAGCUCGCGUCAAGCGUGAACGCCGCCAUACGAGGAAGAAACCCGAAUGGCAGCUGGAGCGAGAGAACAUCAGCCGGCUGGUGAGCAAGUACGCCGACAUCAACAGCAAGGAAGUCGUCAAGUUCUCCGACUUCCCCAUUUCCAAGAAAACCUUGUUAGGCCUGCAGGAGUGUCAGUACAGGCAGCCCACGGAGAUCCAGAGGCAGGCGAUCGGCUUCGCCCUGCAGGGGAAGGACGUGCUGGGCGCCGCCAAGACCGGCUCGGGCAAGACUUUGGCCUUCCUCAUCCCGGUGCUGGAGUGUCUGUACCGCCAGCAGUGGAGCUCCGUGGACGGCCUGGGCGCCCUCAUCAUCUCCCCGACCAGGGAGCUCGCCUACCAGACCUUCGAGGUGCUCCGCAAGGUGGGCAAGAACCACGACUUCUCGGCGGGGCUCAUCAUCGGCGGCAAGGAGCUGAAGGGCGAGUCGCAGAAGAUCCACCGCACCAACAUCGUCAUCUGCACCCCGGGCCGCCUGCUGCAGCACAUGGACGAGACGGCCGCCUUCCACGCCACCGACCUGCGCGUGCUGGUCCUGGACGAAGCCGACCGCAUCCUGGACAUGGGCUUCGCCCCGGCGCUGGACGCCAUCGUGGAGAACCUCCCCGAGAACCGCCAGACGCUGCUGUUCUCCGCCACGCAGACCAAGUCGGUCAAGGACCUGGCCCGCCUCAGCCUCAAGGAGCCCGAGUACGUGUGGGCGCACGACAAGGCCAAGUUCAGCACGCCGGCCACGCUGGAGCAGAGCUACGUGGUGUGCGAGCUCCACGCCAAGGUCAACGUGCUCUUCUCCUUCAUCCGGAGCCACCUGAAGAAGAAGAUCGUGGUCUUCUUCGCCUGCUGCAAGGAGGUGCAGUACCUGUUCCGCGUCUUCUGCCGCCUGCGGCCGGGCGUCCCCGUGCUGGCGCUGCACGGCAAGCAGCGGCAGAUGAAGCGGGUGGAGGUCUACGACGACUUCCUGCGCAAGCGGAGCGCCGUGCUCUUCGCCACCGACGUGGCCGCCAGGGGCCUGGACUUCCCCGCCGUCAACUGGGUCCUGCAGUACGACUGCCCCGAGGACGCCGACACCUACAUCCACCGGGUGGGCCGCACGGCGCGCUACAAGGAGGGCGGCGAGGCCCUGCUGCUGCUCCUGCCGUCCGAGGAGGAGGCCAUGAUCGCGCAGCUGCGCGACAAGAAGGUGCCCGUCAACAAGAUCCAGGUGAACCCAGAGAAGCUCCAAAAUGUUCAGCUGAAGCUGGAGGCCUUCCUGGCUCAGGAGCAGGAGCAGAAGGAGCGCGCCCAGCGUUGCUUCGUCUCCUACCUGCGCUCCGUCUACCUGAUGAGGAACAAGGACGUGUUUGACGUCUUCAAGCUGCGGCUGCACGAGUACGCGCUGUCCUUGGGCCUGGCGGCGCCGCCGCGGGUGCGCUUCCUCAAUAAAGCUCAGGCGCAGAUGUCUGAGGAGGAGGAGGAGGAACUGAGCGCCUUCAAAUCCCGGCUGAGAGGAGCUGAGCCUCGCCGGGAAGAGUCUGAGGAGGACGCGGACGACGAGGGUCGGGCCCAAGUCCUCCUCGGGGGGGACGAUGACGACGCGGGAGCGUUAGACUUCCUGACGCUCAAGCGAAAGGAUGUGUUCAGCGCGGAGGAGGAGGGACACCCCGAGCAGAUGGACGAAUCGGACAAGAAGAAAAGCAAAAAGGUGAGCAGGUUUAAAGAGGCCAAGAAGAUCCUCAAGAGGAACUUCAAAGUCAACACCAAAGUGUCCUUCACCGAAGAAGGACAAGCCGUGCAGGUGUGGCCCCCCCUGCAGCGCUCGGCCGCGGAGGAACCGGAAGACGAGGUGUCGGGGAUCGACGUGGAAAAGGCCAAGGAGCGGCUGAAGAGGGAGGACCGCGACUUCGACAAGCGCGAGUACAGUCGCAAGGUCAAGGCCAAACAUCGCGAGAAGAGGCUGAAGGCCAAAGCCGCCAGGAGGGAGGCCGGCAAGCAGCACGCAGAGAAGUCGGACGACGAGGCGGUGGCGUACCUGGCCAGCAACGGCGAGGAUGAAUUCGACCCCGACACCCUGCCGGACCCCGACGGACGGCCCCGGGAGGACGAGGACGAGCGGUACGAACGUCGGCCCGCUAAACGGAGCUGCAGCGGCACUGAGGAAGAGGAGGAGGAGCCACCGGCGAAGAGGAGCUGGAGGAAGAAGGCCAAGCGGCAGGAGCAGGAAGACGCGGCGCCGGACGCCGGACUGUCGCUGGCCGAGGACGAGGAACUGGUCCUGCAGCUGCUGUCGGGACGCGCGUGAAACCGUCGGCAUCCGUCUUCUUUAACCGUCAUCACGGGAGUCGUGCCGGAAGCCUCGUCCGACUUUAAUGAUCUCCUCCUUUUAUACACGGAUCACGUUAUUCUGACUUGGAUAUAAAGUUAUUGGAUUAUGA